GUUUCAAAAUGACGUCGGCCGCUGCUGCGAAGGUCGUGCUGCAGUCCAAGGACUUAGUCCAGCAGGUGACGAUGUAUCAACCUGGAUGCCCCAAGCACAUGCGCUGCUUCCGGGCGCUACGUCGGCCCUCGUUGACAUGGCAAGACGACGUGCACGCAGCGUUUGCCAUGAUCGCCACAGUGUUGUCGUCGUGGUUGAAGGAGUAUGGCAUCGACCGUCUUCCGUCUUUGUAUGCGUGCAUGGGUCACAUGCGAGGUGUCGUUCUUGUGCAUGCUGUCUACUCUGGUCGGUUCGAUCUCAUCCACGUGGUAUCCCUUCGGGAGUACGACGACGACCCGCCCCUCCUGGACAUUGCCACGGCCGGCGGACACGUCGCCAUGUUGACGCAUCUGCUGCAACAUGCGUCCAACACCGUUGCAACGCCAUUCGCGAUGGAUGUGGCUGCCUCCAUGGGUCGGGUCGACAUCGUCGAGUUCCUCCUUACUCAUCGUCCACAGGAUGCUAGUCUUCAUGAAUCCGCGAUCUCUAUUUCUAUCGUCUACGGCCACAUGUCAAUCCUGCAAUUCUUCCACGAUCGUCAAGUCGAUGGGGUAUUCACGCCCGACAUGAUGGAUCUAGCCGCAACAUAUGGACACGUGCAUGUGCUUGAGUUCCUGCAUCGCCAUCGGCCUGGCCUUCGGAUGAGUAUGCGGGCGAUGGAGUCCGCCGCCGCGGGAGGACACUUUGCGGCCGUCCGCUUCUUGCAUCAUCAUUAUGAUGAUCAUCAUCUUCCAUGCGGCCCCAACGUGAUGGACGCGGCGGCCAUUGGAGGACAUUUGGACAUUGUGAGAUUUCUCCACCUCAACCGCUCCGAAGGAUGUACGCGAUUGGCUAUGAACGCGGCUGCUACACGAGGAGAUCUCAAUAUGGUGACGUGGCUGCACGUGCAUCGACCAGAAGGAGGCACCACGAGCGCCAUGGACGGCGCGGCCACCUGUGGACAUUUGAAAGUGGUGAAAUUCCUACACACCCACCGAAGCGAAGGAUGCACGUCGGCGGCGUUCUGGGGCGCGGUUAUGCACAACCAUGUGGAAGUCGUCGAGUGGCUGCUAACACACAAGCGACAGUGGUGUGACCCAGUAGACGUAGUAGUCGCCCUGCAAAGGUGGCCGUUAACCAAGGGCUGGCUAGUUAAGCGCUCAGUAGUUAACUAGGUACAAUUUGCAGAGGUCGAGUAAUGGUUCAACUUCGUUGGGACGAUUCAUUAACUAUUAAU
Aphanomyces astaci is the source of this 1255-nucleotide messenger RNA. RefSeq lists its product as hypothetical. The transcript has a single exon. The record is from RefSeq and is a predicted model, not a curated record. Lineage: Eukaryota; Oomycota; Saprolegniomycetes; Saprolegniales; Verrucalvaceae. Gene Ontology annotation, molecular function: protein binding. The coding region runs from base 9 to 1193 and encodes 394 amino acids.